GCGAGCUGCGCUCCGUCAAUCAGAACAAUGACUUCUCCGCGGUCGCCUGAGGAGCGGAGCUGAGGCGCACACAAGCGAGCGGGAGCGCUGGCCGCCGGGGAAAGGGGGCUCGCCGCUUGGCGGUCGCUGCUGUUGCUGCUUCUGCUGCUUCUGUUGCUCUGAGGCGGAGGGGAGCCGCGGCUGCUGCUGCUCCUGUUCUUGUUUGGCCAAGAGGGACCGAGAGCCGCCUUCACUCUUUGGAGCAUGUGGAUUCCCACCGAGCACGAGAAAUACGGAGUGGUAAUUGCAAGUUUUCGAGGAGCAGUCCCCCAUGGCUUAUCACUGGAGAUUGGAGAUACUGUUCAAAUACUGGAGAAAUGUGAUGGCUGGUACAGAGGAUUUGCCUUAAAAAACCCCAACCUCAAGGGUAUCUUCCCAUCCAGCUAUAUUCACCUGAAAAAUGCCUGUGUUAAGAACAAAGGGCAGUUUGAAAUGGUUGUUCCCACAGAAGAUUCGGUUAUCACAGAGAUGACGUCAACUUUAAGAGACUGGGGAACGAUGUGGAAACAACUUUAUGUGAGAAAUGAAGGGGAUCUCUUUCACCGACUAUGGCAUAUAAUGAAUGAAAUCCUAGACCUACGACGGCAGGUACUCGUCGGCCAUCUCACCCAUGAUAGGAUGAAGGACGUCAAACGGCACAUCACUGCUCGCUUGGACUGGGGCAAUGAACAACUAGGACUUGACUUGGUACCAAGAAAAGAAUAUGCUAUGGUGGAUCCAGAGGAGAUCAGUAUUACAGAGCUGUAUAGACUGAUGGAGCACCGUCAUCGCAAGAAAGACACGCCCGUCCCAGCAAGCAGCCACCACCUCUUCGUUCAGAUGAAGAGUUUGAUGUGUUCCAACUUGGGAGAAGAACUAGAGGUCAUCUUCUCACUCUUUGAUAGCAAAGAGAACCGACCAAUCAGUGAGAGAUUUUUCUUAAAAUUGAAUCGGAAUGGUUUGCCAAAAUGUCCAGAGAAGCCAGAAAGACAUUGUUCUCUUUUUGUGGACUUGGGAAGCAGUGAGCUCAGGAAAGACAUCUACAUCACUGUGCACAUUAUACGGAUUGGCCGAAUGGGAGCUGGUGAAAAGAAAAAUGCUUGCAAUGUACAGUACCGACGACCUUUUGGCUGUGCAGUCCUCAGCAUAGCGGAUCUGUUGGCAGGAGACACAAAAGAUGAUCUUAUUCUGAAAGUAUACAUGUGUAACACAGAGAGUGACUGGUUCCAGAUCCAUGAGAACAUCAUCAAGAAGCUCAACGCUCGUUACAACCUUACAGGAUCUAAUGCUGGUCUAGCUGUCUCUCUGCAGCUGCUACACGGAGACAUUGAACAAAUCAGGAGGGACUACACAUCUAUGUUUACCCAUGGAGUAUCGAUAACAAGAAAGCUGGGCUUUUCCAAUAUUAUCAUGCCAGGUGAAAUGAGGAAUGACUUAUAUAUCACAAUAGAAAGAGGAGAGUUUGAGAAGGGAGGAAAAAGUGUGGCUAGGAAUGUAGAAGUGACAAUGUACAUUGUGGACUGUGGUGGUCAAAUCUUAAAGGAUUUUAUCUCUUUUGGCUCUGGAGAGCCACCAGCCACUGAAUUUCACUCCUUUGUGCUUUACCACAACAACAGUCCCAGGUGGGCUGAGCUGCUGAAACUUCCUAUUCCUGUGGAUAAAUUCAGGGGAGCUCAUCUUCGCUUUGAAUUCCGACACUGUUCCACAAAAGAAAAGGGGGAGAAGAAGUUGUUUGGUUUUUCUUUCGUCCCUCUGAUGCAGGAAAAUGGAAGGACACUGCCAGAUGGCACUCACGAGCUCAUUGUGCACAAGUGUGAAGAAAAUGUAAGCCUUCAGGAUUCUAGUCGCUACCUCAAAUUCCCCUUUUCAAAGGGGCAUCUCCUUUCAAAUAACCACCAAGCAGUAAAAACCACUAAGGAAUCAUUCUGGAUAACAUCUUUCCUGUGUUCGACUAAGCUUACACAGAACGGAGACAUGCUUGACCUUCUUAAGUGGCGAGCCCACCCAGAAAAAAUUGCCAGCUGCCUCUCAAAAUUGAAAGAAAUUGAUGGGUCAGAAAUAGUAAAGUUUCUCCAAGAUACACUGGACACUUUAUUUGGAAUUUUAGAUGAAAAUUCUCAAAAGUACGGCUCCCAAGUAUUUGAUUGUUUGGUUCACAUAAUUAAUUUGCUGCAGGACAGCAAGUUUCACCAUUUUAAGCCAGUUAUGGACACCUACAUUGAAAGUCACUUUGCAGGAGCACUUGCAUACAGAGACCUCAUAAAGGUGUUGAAGUGGCAUGUUGAUCGGAUAACAGAAGUGGAAAGGCAAACACACAACCAAGAAGUAUUAAAGGCACAAGAAUAUAUAUUUAAGUAUAUCAUCCAGUCUCGGAAGCUGUUCUCUCUUGCUACUGGAGGGCAAAACGAGGAGGAAUUCUGCUGCUGUAUUCAAGAGCUUUUGAUGUCUGUGCGCUUCUUCCUUUCCCAAGAAACCAAAGGGGCUAGUUCUUUAUCCCAAGCCCAAGCGGUCUUUCUUGUCUCCUUCCCUGCUGUGUACGCAGAGCUGCUGAAGCUAUUUGAAGUGAGAGAGGUUGCAAAUUUGGUGCGUGAUACUCUAGGAAGCUUACCAACCAUCACAAAUGCAGAUGAAUCCCUUCAAGCUGUGAAACUCCAGUGCAUUGGAAAAACAGUAGAGAGCCAACUGUACAUGAACCCAGAGUCUCGAUAUAUUCUACUACCGGUUGUUUUGCAUCACCUCUAUGUACAUCUGCAGGAACAAAAGGAUCUGAUCACGUGUGCACACAUCCUAAGCAACAUCUUUUGCCUCAUAAAGAAAAAUAGUUCUGAAAAGUCAGUUUUGGAAGAAAUAGAUGUAAUUGUGAACAGCCUGCUAGAUGUGCUGCUCAGAACCAUCUUGGAGAUCACAAGCCGCCCUCAAACAGCAGGGUCCGCGACGAGGCUUCAGUUUCAAGAUGUUACUGGAGAGUUUGUUUCAUGUCUUUUGUCAUUAUUGCGCCAAAUGACUGACAGACAUUACCAGCAGCUCCUUGAUAGAUUCAAGACGAGGGACGAGCUGAGGGAUUUCUUAUUACAGAUAUUUACAGUCUUUCGAAUAUUAAUACGGCCAGAGAUGUUUCCAAAGGACUGGACAGUGAUGCGUUUAGUUGCUAACAAUGUUAUUAUUACAACAGUAUUAUAUCUUUCGGAUGCUCUUCGUAAAAACUUCUUAAAUGAAAGCUUUGAUUACAAGAUAUGGGAUUCCUACUUUUACCUGGCUGUCAUUUUUAUAAACCAGUUAUGCCUGCAGUUAGAGAUGUUUACCCCAUCCAAGAAGAAAAAGGUGUUAGAAAAAUACGGCGAUAUGCGGGUGACAAUGGGAUGUGAAAUCUUCAGCAUGUGGCAAAAUUUAGGGGAACACAAAGUCCACUUCAUCCCAGCACUGAUUGGCCCGUUCUUAGAAGUGACACUGAUACCUCAACCGGAUCUUCGAAAUGUAAUGAUUCCUAUUUUCCAUGACAUGAUGGACUGGGAGCAAAGGCGCAGUGGCAACUUUAAACAGGUGGAAGCAAAACUGAUUGACAAAUUGGAUAGCUUGAUGUCAGAAGGCAAAGGUGACGAAACAUACCGAGAGCUCUUCAAUAGUAUCUUGCUGAAGAAAAUUGAACGCGAAACAUGGAGAGAAAGUGGCGUUUCAUUAAUCGCCACUGUAACCCGUCUUAUGGAGAGACUGCUGGACUACAGGGACUGCAUGAAAAUGGGUGAAGUGGAUGGCAAAAAGAUUGGCUGUACUGUCAGCUUGCUGAAUUUUUACAAGACAGAAUUGAAUAAGGAGGAGAUGUAUAUUCGAUAUAUACAUAAACUGUAUGAUCUGCACCUUAAAGCGCAAAACUUUACAGAGGCUGCAUACACGCUCUUGCUGUAUGACGAGCUGUUGGAAUGGUCGGAACGGCCGCUGAGAGAGUUUCUGAACUAUCCCAUGCAGACCGAGUGGCAGCGCAAAGAAUACCUUCAUCUCACUAUCAUCCAGAACUUUGACCGGGGGAAAUGCUGGGAGAAUGGCAUUAUCUUAUGCAGGAAGAUCGCUGAGCAGUAUGAAACCUAUUACGACUACAGAAACCUCAGCAAGAUGCGGGUGAUGGAAGCUUCUUUGUAUGAUAAAAUUAUGGAUCAACAACGUUUGGAGCCAGAGUUUUUCCGAGUUGGAUUCUAUGGGAAGAAGUUUCCCUUUUUCUUACGAAACAAAGAAUUUGUUUGCCGAGGGCAUGACUAUGAGCGUUUGGAGGCUUUUCAACAGCGGAUGCUGAACGAGUUCCCACAUGCCAUUGCUAUGCAACAUGCCAAUCAGCCCGAUGAAACCAUCUUUCAAGCAGAAGCACAGUACCUGCAAAUCUAUGCCGUGACACCAAUUCCAGAAAGCCAGGAAGUGCUGCAAAGAGAAGGCAUUCCAGAUAACAUCAAAAGUUUUUAUAAAGUGAAUCACAUCUGGCGAUUCCGAUAUGAUAGGCCGUUCCACAAAGGGACCAAAGACAAGGACAAUGAAUUCAAGAGUUUGUGGGUGGAGAGAACCACACUGAUCUUGGUGCAGAGCUUGCCUGGGAUUUCACGUUGGUUUGAAGUGGAGAAACGUGAAGUAGUGGAAAUGAGCCCCCUGGAGAAUGCUAUUGAAGUGUUGGAAAAUAAAAACCAACAACUGAGGACACUGAUCAGUCAGUGUCAGACUCGACAGAUGCAGAACAUCAACCCCCUCACAAUGUGUUUGAAUGGGGUCAUUGAUGCAGCGGUGAAUGGUGGAGUCACCAGGUACCAAGAGGCAUUCUUUGUGAAGGAAUAUAUCUUGAACCACCCAGAGGAUGGAGAGAAGAUCGCAUGCUUGAGGGAACUUAUGCUUGAGCAGGCCCAGAUUCUGGAAUUUGGCUUAGCUGUGCAUGAGAAGUUUGUCCCUCAAGAUAUGAGACCUUUACAUAAAAAACUAGUGGAUCAGUUCUUUGUGAUGAAAUCAAGUUUGGGAAUACAGGAAUUUGCUGCAUGCAUCCAGGCCAGUCCAAUUCACUUUCCGAACGGAAGCCCCCGCAUCUCUAGAAAUUCAAUCCCUGUUUCUAUGAGUCCAGAGGGUGCCAGAGUGAUUCCCAGACGCAGCCCCUUAAGUUACCCAGCGGUCAACAGAUACUCUUCCUCAUCAUUGUCCUCUCAAGCCUCUGCAGAGGUCAGCAAUAUAACUGGACAGUCUGAAAGCUCCGAUGAAGUUUUCAACAUGCAGCCAAGUCCAUCUACCUCAAGCCUGAGUUCCACUCAUUCAGCUUCACCUAAUGUGACCAGCUCUGCUCCAUCCAGUGCCAGAGGCUCGCCUCUGUUGUCUGACAAGCUUAAACAUUCCAGAGAAAAUUCUUGUUUGUCUCCAAGGGAGAGGCCUUGUAGUGCCAUUUACCCAAAUCCUGCUGAGUCUUCACAGCCUGCAAACCCUUGCUUUGCCAAGUGGAAUGAGGCCUCUAUUCCGCGCUGCAUCCGAGAUUCACCAAAGGAGCCUGAGGAGCACAUAGGCCCAGUAUCUGCUCACCCAGAGGCUUACCUGACAGGGAAGUCUCACAAUCUGUCAACAACCUCAGUAGCCCCCGACAGGAGAAUUUUGUUCAAUCACAUUGGAGAUGGUGCUUUGCCCCGAAGUGAUCCUAAUUUGUCUGGUCCUGAGAAAGCUGUAAACAGCACUCCCAGCAGCUGGAGCUUGGACAGCGGGAAGGAAGCCAGGAACAUGUCAGAGAGUGCAAAGCUUAUGUCUCCUCCUGUGCCCCCACGCCCCACGCAAACUGCGGCAUCACCUCGACACCUAACCUCAGUUUCCCCUUCUCCUGCUGGAAGAUCUCCAAUGAAGGGUUCAAUACAAUCGUUUACUCCAUCUCCUGUGGACUACCAUUCCUCGGGACUCAUUUCCAACUCCCCAGUCUUGUCUGGAAGUUACAGCAGUGGCAUCUCCUCCCUCAGUCGAUGUAGCACGUCUGAGACAUCCGGCUUUGAAACUCAAGUCAUGGAGCACCCAGUACCUAUUUCUAACUGCAACAUGUCCGAAGAGCCCGUGAGAAAAGAGAGCAAGACUCCACCACCUUACAGCGUUUAUGAGCGGACACUGAGGCGCCCUGUCCCGCUACCUCACAGUCUUUCCAUCCCCAUCCCCACGGAUCCGCCAGCUCUGCCACCCAAACCCCUGCUGGUCCGACCAAACAAUCUGGAAAACAGUAGCAAGAGAACUGAACAGGUCCCUCGGCCCAGGCCUCUUCCGCGGAAAGUGUCUCAGUUAUAACUUUUUAAAGAGAGGGUCAUUUUUUUUUGUAAUGACUUAAGUGGGAAAAACACACACACACAUCUAACAAAGGCACUUUAAUAUUUUUCACAAAUAUUCUUUUCCAGUCGUUUUCUUUUUUCUUUUUUCUUUUUUUUAACUGCUUAAUAUUAUGUUGCAUAUUUUUGGCAGAUGAAAAGUACUAACCUAGAAUGUCAGAUAAUUGCAAGAAAGAGGAUUGAAAUGAUUUCGUUAAUAUUAGGUACAGCAGACAUGAAUGCAUACCAGUUUGAAUCUGAAGCUAAUUCCCCCCCCCCAAAAAAAAAUACUUUAAGCAAAACUAUAAUUCCCCUCCACAACUUCCUUUAACAUAAUUCCCUGUACUUCUUAGAGCAUGCAGAAUAAUAUGAUUUAAACUUAAUAUAUAAAACCAGGGCAUGUUCCUGUAACAAGAUAGUUUCAUUUCUACUUUUUGUGAACAUUUUGGAGACUGUUCCCUUACCAUUUUUGAACCUGUUUAUUAAUACAUGUACAUGAACAAAAGUGAUUAUGGGUCAAGUGCUUAUAAUUGCAUUGCAAAAUCAUGAGGAUAUUGUUGUUGCUGAGUUCAUGAAACAAAACACUUUGUUUGGGGUUACUUACUUUCUUUUCGCACAUUUCCACAUUUUAUAAAGCGUAUGUAUAUACAUUUUCAUACUUUUUUGAAAAAUGACAUUUUCAGCACUUUGGCAAUGAUCUGUCAACAUGGCCUACAUUUUCCAAUUUACUUCAUAAUUCCAUUUAGCUGCUGUUAAAAAAUUCCCAUGGACAGCUGGUUGUAGAAUUUUCACCUACACAUUAAAAAUUGUGUGUUUUCAGAGGAGGGAAGUAACUUUGAGGUGUUCUAGUAUCUCAGAUGACUGUGUCCUUUUCAUUGUGAUCUGAAAUGGCCAUUGUCAGCACUGUAAAAUUAGUAAAUGCAAAGAAUGGAAAACAACUGGGUACAAAAAGUGUUCCUGAAAAAUAAUUGCAGCGGGCAUUAACUGUGGGUGAAACAUCAGAAUUAUAAAUCAGGAUUCAGGCUUUAAUAGUGAUUUUUUUUCUUUUUUCUUUCUUUCUCCUAAUCAACCAUCUUGCCCAUUUGGCAGCCUUUAAGCCUCCAGACUGCAUACUGCACCGUACAUUGCAAAGGUGUGCCAUUUAAAAUCACCGCAGUAUCUCUACCCAAGUGCAACUUGCAAAAUUGCCUUUGGAAAUCUGUCCUGACAAGCAAAGGACGCUGCUCAGAGUGGAGACACUUUGUGCAAGGUCUACACUCCCCAAAAGCACGGCACAUUCCAAUCUCCCCAAAUGAAAGAGCUGGGCCUCCUUUCUGUUCAGUUGCUGUACAUUCCACUCCCAAAACAUGAGGGAGCCUCAGGAGGGUGAGGAACUGUGGUCUGAAAAAAGGAAAACGGACCCCUCAGUGAGUAAAAUAGAAACACUUGUCUGCAAAUAGACAUUCCCGAUCGCAGCCCAAGUCCCUGCAGAACAUUCUGUGUUGAAGUGCCCUUACUCUUGGCGGAUGACGUUCUAGGUGGCAUUUCACUUGAAAGCUCCUGUAGAUCCGUUCGAAAUUUCGUACUCAGUUCUAGGACCACAGAUUAAAUCACCUUGUAUAAGCAAUUUUUCUAUCUCUUCUCCACUCCCCAUCCCAUUUAUGUACUAUUUGCAACAUCUGUUUGACAACCGACACGUAUGAUCUGUAUUUUUCAGUCAUACCGUUCAAAAGUUAUCUCCCUGUUUUGUUGGGAAGUGUGUGUGUGUGUGUAUGUUGAUUUAACAGUUUGCUUUGUUGAUAGCUUAACUCUGCAACAUGGUGACCACUUUUUAUAUUCCCUCAACGAAACCUUCAGCAGGUAUAUGCUGUUAAUGGUAGCUAUAGAGGUUUUCUAUAAUAAAUGUCCGAGUAUUUUUGUACAUAACUGGUUAAUUUUAAUAAGGAGUACAACUAUGUGAAAAAGAAAAAACCAGACAGUUGUGUAUGCAGUAAGAUUGUUAUAAUUAUGCCAAAUACUUUAUGUAAGGGUGGGGCACGGGGAAAAAUAUUUGUACAUAUGUGCUUUUAACAAUAAUUCUGCCAUAUUGACUCUACAACUUUGAAUGUCAGAAAAAUAUAUUAAUAUAUGUUGAAAAAUCUAUGUUUAGCAAAAGUGUUUAUAACUGGAAAAGGAGCAUAUGAAUUUUAGCUUUGUACGUUGCUGAUUUUGAAGUCCUGAGAUUUCUUGAACUAGCUCUCGCUUAUCAUAACAUUUUCAUGUCCGCAUAACCAGAAUUUUGAAGCUGUUAGCUUACAUAUUUAUGCUGUUGUUUU
Messenger RNA from Zootoca vivipara (common lizard), 8602 nucleotides. RefSeq names its product dedicator of cytokinesis 4 (gene DOCK4). The record is from RefSeq and is a predicted model, not a curated record. Gene Ontology annotation, molecular function: guanyl-nucleotide exchange factor activity; small GTPase binding; GTPase activator activity. Gene Ontology annotation, biological process: small GTPase-mediated signal transduction; cell chemotaxis. Gene Ontology annotation, cellular component: plasma membrane; cytoplasm. Lineage: Eukaryota; Metazoa; Chordata; Lepidosauria; Squamata; Lacertidae.